AUGUCGGUCAAGUUCCAGGAAGAGGUCACCAAGUCAAUCCGAGAGGAUACCAAGGAAUUGGCGCAUAAGGUUGGCGAGCGCUUGACGGGAGGAGAUGCUCAGACAGGUUACCUCGCUCUCUACCUGCGUCAGCUGCAGUCGAAUCCCCUGCGCACGAAGAUGUUGACAUCCGGUUUGCUUUCGGGUCUCCAAGAAUUCCUAGCUUCCUGGAUAGCAAACGAUGUCAGCAAGCAUGGACAUUACUUCAGUGCUCGGGUGCCCAAGAUGACCCUCUACGGCAUGUUCAUCAGCGCGCCUCUGGGCCACUUGCUCGUCGGCAUCCUCCAGAAAGUCUUUGCUGGUCGCACCAGCUUGAAGGCUAAGAUCCUCCAGAUUCUCGCCAGCAACCUCAUCGUCUCCCCCAUCCAAAACGCAGUCUACCUCACGUCGAUGGCCAUUAUCGCCGGCGCGCGCACCCUCCACCAGGUCCGCGCAACCGUCAAGGCUGGUUUCAUGCCCGUCAUGAAGGUCAGCUGGAUCACCUCGCCUCUGGCGCUCGCUUUCGCCCAGAAGUUCCUUCCUGAGCACACCUGGGUGCCAUUCUUCAACAUUAUCGGGUUCUUCAUCGGAACCUACGUCAACACUCACACCAAGAAGAAGCGUCUGGAGGCUCUGAGAAAGCGCUACGACCAACGCCGUGGCCCCGGCAGCGAGUACGAGAAGGGCGGCGACUACCGGUAA
Molecule: messenger RNA, 720 nt
Organism: Aspergillus thermomutatus
Lineage: Eukaryota; Fungi; Ascomycota; Eurotiomycetes; Eurotiales; Aspergillaceae
Product: Mpv17/PMP22 family protein
Exons: 4
Coding region: 1-720 (239 amino acids)
Cellular component (GO): membrane; cytoplasm
Source: RefSeq, a predicted model, not a curated record